CCCAUGUGCCAACCUGCACCAGAGAUGUUGCUGAUUCUGGGGGGAGAGUGAGGAGUACCUCCUCUGCACUCUCCACUUCCACCCUGCCACCCUACUCCACACCGAGACAUGGUUUAGCCCAACCUGUCCAGCAGUCAAGAUGAUGGCCUCUGUGGUUGCCAAUGGAAACAGGAAGAAGUCACUGUCCCUGAAAGGGGUGGACCCAGAAACCUGCAUGAUCGUCUUCAGAAACCACUGGGCACAGGUGGUGAAGAUCUUGGAGAAACAUGAUCCUGUCCAUAGCCGGUCCGGUGUCUACCUUCGUCUCGGUCCUGUCCCCGGUGACGAGGCCAGCGCGGUACAGAACUACGUAGAACACAUGCUGUUCCUGUUGAUGGAGGAGGAAAGUUAA
Oncorhynchus tshawytscha (Chinook salmon) is the source of this 391-nucleotide messenger RNA. RefSeq names its product FHF complex subunit HOOK interacting protein 1A-like. The transcript has 2 exons. Lineage: Eukaryota; Metazoa; Chordata; Actinopteri; Salmoniformes; Salmonidae. The coding region runs from base 140 to 391 and encodes 83 amino acids. The record is from RefSeq and is a predicted model, not a curated record.